Molecule: messenger RNA, 2319 nt
Organism: Limanda limanda (common dab)
Lineage: Eukaryota; Metazoa; Chordata; Actinopteri; Pleuronectiformes; Pleuronectidae
Product: transducin-like enhancer protein 4
Exons: 20
Coding region: 1-2319 (772 amino acids)
Biological process (GO): regulation of DNA-templated transcription; negative regulation of canonical Wnt signaling pathway
Cellular component (GO): transcription regulator complex; nucleus
Molecular function (GO): transcription corepressor activity; protein binding
Source: RefSeq, a predicted model, not a curated record
AUGAUUCGAGAUCUGAGCAAGAUGUACCCCGUGGCACGGCACCAGGUCUCACACCAGCCGGGGCAGCCGUUCAAGUUCACUGUCACCGAGUCCUGCGACCGGAUCAAGGAGGAGUUCCAGUUCCUGCAAGCCCAGUACCACAGUCUGAAACUGGAGUGUGAGAAACUGGCCAGUGAGAAAACGGAGAUGCAGAGACACUACGUCAUGUACUAUGAAAUGUCAUAUGGACUCAACAUCGAGAUGCACAAGCAGGCGGAGAUCGUCAAACGGCUGAACGCGAUCUGUGCCCAAGUCAUCCCCUUCCUCUCUCAAGAGCACCAGCAGCAGGUGGUGCAGGCGGUGGAGAGGGCCAAGCAGGUCACCAUGGCUGAACUCAACGCCGUCAUAGGACAGCAGCAGCUCCAGGCUCAGCACCUGACCCACGGCCACGCCAUCCCCGUCCCACUGACGCCGCACCCCGCUGGCCUCCAGCCGCCCCUGCCCCCCGGGGCCAGCACCGCGAGCCUGCUGGCGCUCUCCUCCGCGCUGAGUCACCAGCUGCCGCUCAAAGACGACAGGAAACACCACGACAGCAACAGCGAACACCCGAGAGACAGAGACUCAGUCAAGAGCUCGUCCGUGUCUCCCUCGGCCAGCUUCCGGACCGGAGAGAAGCACCGCAGCUCCAGCGAUUACUCCUCCGACAGCAAGAAGCAGAAGACAGACGACAAGGAGCUGAACUCCACGCGCUACGAAAGUGAUGGAGAGAAGAGCGAUGACAACUUGGUCGUGGACGUCUCCAACGAGGAUCCCGUGUCUCCUCGAGGAAGCCCCGCCCACUCUCCUCGGGAGAACGGACUGGACAAAACUCGCCUGUUGAAGAAGGACGCUCCCCUGAGUCCGUCCUCCAUCGCCUCCUCCAGCAGCACGCCGUCCUCCAAGUCCAAAGAGAUUAACGUGAAUGAGAAGUCCACAACUCCUGUGUCCAAGUCCAGCACCCCCACAUCCCGCUCUGAUGCCCCAACACCCAGCAGCACCUCCACCCCCGGCCUGAGGUCCGCCCCCACCAAACCAAUGGGUCUGGAGACGCUGGCUCCUGGUCUCCGUACGCCACUGGCCGUGCCCUGCUCGUACCCCGGGCCAUUCGGAAUGGUUCCUCACCCGGGGAUGAACGGAGAGCUGAGCGGAGCGGCAGCCGCCUACACCGGCCUGCACAGCAUCUCUCCACAGAUGAGCGCGGUGGCGGCCGCUGCGGUGGCAGCUUACGGGCGAACACAAGUGGUGGGAUUCGAUCCUCACCACCACAUACGUGUCCCUGGGCUUCCUCCCAACCUGUCGGGUAUUCCUGGUGGGAAACCGGCCUACUCCUUCCACGUGAGCGCUGACGGACAAAUGCAGCCUGUGCCUUUUCCUCCGGACGCACUGAUCGGCCCUGGCAUCCCGCGCCACGCACGGCAGAUCAAUACUCUCAGCCAUGGGGAGGUGGUGUGCGCUGUCACCAUCAGUAACCCCACGCGUCACGUCUACACCGGCGGCAAAGGCUGCGUCAAGGUGUGGGACAUCAGUCACCCGGGCAACAAGACCCCUGUAUCCCAGCUGGACUGCCUUAACAGAGAUAACUACAUCCGCUCCUGUCGACUGCUUCCUGACGGGCGGACUCUCAUCGUCGGGGGCGAGGCGAGUACUCUGUCGAUCUGGGAUUUGGCCACACCAACUCCUCGGAUAAAGGCCGAGCUGACGUCGUCAGCGCCCGCGUGUUACGCUCUGGCCAUCAGCCCUGACUCUAAGGUCUGCUUCUCCUGCUGCUCCGAUGGAAACAUCGCUGUGUGGGAUCUUCACAACCAGACUCUGGUCAGGCAGUUCCAGGGCCACACUGACGGGGCCAGCUGUAUCGACAUCUCUAACGAUGGGACCAAACUGUGGACCGGCGGCCUGGACAACACCGUCCGGUCCUGGGACCUGAGAGAGGGACGGCAGCUGCAGCAGCACGACUUCACCUCCCAGAUCUUCUCCCUGGGAUACUGUCCAACGGGCGAGUGGCUGGCAGUCGGGAUGGAGAACAGCAAUGUGGAGGUCCUGCACGUCACCAAACCUGACAAGUACCAGCUCCACCUGCACGAAAGCUGCGUGCUCUCGCUCAGAUUUGCUCACUGCGGGAAGUGGUUUGUGAGCACAGGAAAAGACAAUCUGCUCAACGCUUGGAGAACUCCGUACGGUGCCAGCAUAUUCCAGUCGAAGGAGUCGUCCUCUGUGCUGAGCUGCGACAUCUCCAUCGACGAUAAGUACAUCGUGACGGGCUCAGGAGAUAAGAAGGCAACAGUCUACGAGGUGAUCUACUGA